Molecule: messenger RNA, 3042 nt
Organism: Caenorhabditis bovis
Lineage: Eukaryota; Metazoa; Nematoda; Chromadorea; Rhabditida; Rhabditidae
Source: the annotation of a GenBank genome assembly
AUGCUACGAAAAUCGGAAAGACCGCUAUCAGCGGUGACAACGAACGGCAGCGGAAGCCGUCACGAGUCGUUGGCGAAUUCCAAGAAUCACAGCGCAUCGCCGGCCGAUAACACGCGCUCCAAUGCCUCGAGCCCAUUGUUCGGCACCGAGCCGCUGCCAGAAGACGAUUUCGCGCAUUGCCCAUAUUGUCAUAAGGAUUUCCGGAAACCGCGUGUCCUUGAUUGCCUUCAUUCGAUGUGCGAGGAUUGUAUUAUUGCGCAGCUUGACGGCCGACGAGAGCAAAGAGACGAGCGGAAAAAUACACUUGAAUGCGAGUUAGAAGCACCGAAAAUCACUGAACGCCCCACUCCUCCAGGAGUCAUACGUUGUCCGGUUUGUGCGCAGGAGUCGCAUGUUGGCAACGAUGUGCGAUAUGUGCACGGAAUGCUUCUAGAUUAUGUACGAAUUGCUGAGAGCGGCGAAAUACCGAACGGCACAAUUCAGCGACGAUGCAGAGCCUGUAAAAGCGAGCAGCCGGCUGUGGCGAUUUGCGAGCAAUGUCAGUCCGAUUUGUGCGCCAAUUGUUUGACGGCGCACGGAGUGAUGCGAAUGUUCGAUGGACACGUCGUCACCACCUAUGAAGAGCUUGAGAAGCGCGGCAAUCAAGCGGCGACCCGUCAAGUCGUCUGCACCAAUCACAAUCAGCCGUUCAAAUUUUUGUGCGCGAAUUGCGAGCUGCUCGCGUGCAAGCAGUGCUUGGAAAUGGAGCAUGUUAACCAUAAGGUCAUCGAGAUUACCGAUCUGGUAAUUAAUGCAAUUCGCACCGAGGUCACCACGCUUGUCGAUAAGGUCGAGAACAAGUAUGACAACGCCACAACAGAGUUCAAUCGUCUGCCAGACCGCACUGCUCAGCUUCAGGAACAGUAUGAAGUCGCGCGUUAUAGACUAGAAGCUUAUUUCGACGAGAUUCUCAAAGCGAUCAAUGAGGCGAAACAGACGAAAUUACUAGAAUUGGAAGACGCAAGACAUCGUCAGGAGCAUAAUAUCGAGGAACUCUAUCGCAAGAUGAAUGUGAACGAGGCGAGAGUUCAUGAUGCUUUUGCAUUUGUGAGAAGACUUCUCUCGAAAGCGAAUGGCAUCGAAUUGCUGGCGUCGCGUCGAAAAGUCGUACAGCAGCUGGGAAACUUGUCGCACGCCAUUCCCAGUCAAGGGCAUGCGGUUGAGCUUGAAUUCCAGCCGCUUAGCAAGAAGCAGAUGGAAAAUAACUUGAAUCAAUUAUGCGGAAAUGUCAUCGGACGGGUUGUUCAAUCGGUUAAGGACAUCACUCCGCCAUCGAAUGAUUUCGCUCCGUUUCGUGCUGCUCCACAAGACGAAUGGGGGCGUGGCAGUACACCAAUCACCACCAACACGGGACUUGGCGCCAUUGGUGGCGAGAGAAAGAACAAGAAUCUCAAUAAUAACUCGUCGACUCAAUCGAAUGGCACAUCGUCGAGAUCCACCACAAAUGCUGCGGAGGCAUUCGGAUGGCCGCCAAGCAGCAAUCCGCCGGAGUUGCCGCCGUCACCGCCACCACAGAACGCUCAGCUUCCUUCACUUCUCAACUCGGGCGGUGUGAACAAUGUAAAUCAUCAGGGGUUGAACCUGAGCGCCGCUGCCGCUGCUGCCGGAAUUCGUCCGGAAUUGAUGGCUUUGGCCGCCGCUGGAAGUGUCGAUAUCGCCGCGUUGGCGGCUGCUCACGCCGCUCAAGCGGUGAACUCGAACUCGGGACAAGUGCAGCUGCCGAAUGGAAGCCUCGGCACUCACACUAACUCGACAUCGUUGUUCCCGAAUCUCGUCUGGUCGCAACCGCAUCUAUCGGGUCUGCCGAACGCGAACAACUCGGCUCAUAUGUUGGCUCAGCAGCAGAAGCUUGCGCUUUCGCGAAUGAUCAUCAACGUGCAAUCGUCGAAUAUUCAGCAGCAGUUGAACGCGAAUCCGCUACUUGCAUUGAAUCGCUUACAGAAUAUCGAUCCGUUGUUGCUCAACAUGAACAACUUGAACUUGUCGACGAAUGGUCCGAACGGCACCCCCGGACUUGGACCGCUCGGCGCGCCGGUUGUGCCCGAACCGCCACCGGCUCCUGUCGUCUCUCAGCAAUCGCUUUCUCAGCGUAGCAAUGAGCUCAAAGUGCACAGUGUGUUCGGAACGUCGCAGCAGGGAAGCUCCCUUCGCGAGCUUCAUUGCCCAUCGGGAUUCUGUUUGUCGGAGAAUGAUGAUAUUUUGAUCGCUGACACCAACAAUCAUCGCGUUGUGUUCUGCGGACCUCCGCAUCCGUGGAAAAUCGGGCGCCCGGGAACGGACGACGGUCAAUUGUGCUUCCCACGUAAAGUGAUUGCACUUCGCGGCGAUUCUCCAAGAUAUGUGGUUCUUGACAAAGGAGGAGACGGAAAAACUCGCGCGCAAGUCUUUGAGGCUCGCGGUGAAUUUGUCAAGCGCCUCAAUAUGGUCACCUUACUUCCAAGAGGAGGAAUUGAGGUUUCGGCGGCGACAGCGACACCCAAUGGCGGACUCUUGCUUGUUGACACGUCGGGAUAUGUAUAUUCAAUUGAUGUUGAUACACCGAGAAUUACAUUCUGUUUCGACACUUCCGAUCAACUUGGUGAGGCUAGCGACGUCGCCAUGUCGGAUACCCAUAUUUACAUCACUGAUUUCAAGCAUCAUUGCGUUCAAGUCUUCACUGCUGAUGGUACUUUUGUUCGUAAAAUGGGAGAACCAUCGCAGACGCCGUAUCCGAUUGGAAUCGACGUUGCCAAGUCUGGCGAGAUCCUCGUCGCCGACACUCACGGCAAUCAUUUGCACGUUGUCGUGUUCAAUUCGGACGGUGUCCAUCAGCACUCGUUCACCCAUAAUGAGUUUAGACUGUCUCGUUGCGUUGGUCUUCGCAUCGCGAAGAGUGGUCAUAUUGUGACAUUGUGCAAGCACAACCACACACUUUUCGUGUUUAAGCCGUUGGUCCUUCCGAACGGCAUGCCGGUACCGCAGCCACUUCCUGCGCCCCAAUCGCUUCUCACCAAAUUCUCGUAA